AUGCCGCUUAAAGAUGUUUUCGAAGAUUUCAAAAAAAGCAAGGACACUAUACAAAAAAUACACCGCGAUACAAUCGAGUAUUUUAAUCAACUCGUUGAAAAGCUGUCUGGACCGCGCGAUGCAGAAUUAAAAGUGGAGUUAACUCAAGUGGCGUCUCCACCAAACUCGCCCGGAGCUGGAUCAGGAGAUGUAGCGGAAGCAACAGCUUUAAUCAGCGAUGUUCACUUCUGUUCAUCUCCAACGGUGGCACUCGGCGACAUCCAAUGCGACUUCGACAACGCUCUGGCUGAACUAUUGUACACCACCAAGGAAAGAAAGGAAGUUGAGUCGCUUUUCACCGAGGAGCCAUCUCUUAUUUUUGUCGGUCAGACAAAUUGCGGUAAGAGCUCCAUCAUCAACGAGCUCCUGGGAUGCAAGUCACUUCCUACCUCGGAACAACCGAGCACCGCAAGGAUUGUACGAGUCCACUACGCCAAAGAGCCAUUCUGUCGUCUCACUACCAAGGAUGGAAAAAUAUUAGAGGUAUGGUUCAUAUUUAUAAACACCCCCCAAUCUCCAAAACAUUUAACAAGUUAAACAAGUUUUGUUAUCGCUUCUCUUCAAAAUGUUUUAACAUUUUUUAAAAUAUUUUAGUGAGUAAUCUCAAGUGUACCUCCCCCGUCGCCCCCCGCCCGCCUUGGGAUCGAGCCAGGGGGGGUUGAGAAAUAUUUGGAAAGUUCCUGUUCCAGAGGUAUAUACACAGUAAAAUAACUUCCCGUCAUUCCUAUGAAGUACGCCAUGAUUUCGCCAGACCAAAUGGAGAAGACUCCCAGGACUGUUAAUUUUUAAGGAUUUAUUUGUAGCAGACUGGUUAGAGAAGAAUAGCCUCUCAGUAUUGAAUCUAUAUUCGAAAUUCCCCACCCACCCUCCCCCGACGAACGCCAAGGAACGCGUGACGAAGGGGAGAGGAACUCGUGACGAAAGAAGGAAAGCGUGACGAAGCUCUAAGAAUGUCUUCAGUGGAAGAAUGGUUGUCUCCGUGGAGGUAGUUUAUCUUCAUAGUUCUAUUUUGCAGAACAUAAAACUGAAAGGCAAGAACAAAAUUCCGCGGAAGAAGAUCGAGCUGAGCAGGAAGGACCGGGGGGACUCAUCCAAGGUAGAGGGUAUCAUCGAGACCGGGCUGAACAUCGAGUUCUUAGAGUCCGGUGUCAGUGUAAUUGACUCCCCUGGAAGGAACGAAAAUGAAGCUCUGGAUAAUCUUGUCAAAGAGAAACUGGAAAACCCGCUGGCUUUUGUGAUUUACGUGGUCGAUGGACAUAACUUGUUUACGAAGCAGGUAGGAAGUCAUGACGUUGUAUAGAACUUGUGACAUGUGACUGACACGCAUGUCGUUAGCCUGCACCACAGACUAAAAAUCUGGCUGGGUUGGGUUGUUCAAAGUAGGGUUAAGAUAACCCAGGGCUGAAACCCAUAAGGGGUUGAAACCAGGGCGGCGAAAUUUUCCUUUUUACAAACCGGAAAUCCUAUUUUCUUUCUGUAAUUUCAGGCUACAAUGUUGAAUAGAUAAAUUCGUUUCAUAACAAUAUCAAAAAACAGUUUCAUAUGUUUGUGUCUGUACGUCUAUAAGUCAAACUUGUUGGUCGUAUAAUGCCAAAAUUUGAGUUUAAUUUGAAAGUGUUGAAUACCUCCUCCUUCCACUAAAUAUCACCUAAUCGUCUUUCGCCGUUUCGUUUACAAAAGCUUAACACUUCUUAACCUCAAUUUUUACAUAUGUUAAAGGGGGAUAAAUUUGAUAUAACAUAACAAAAAAUUAGAUUGAUAUAUAUUGAUAUAGUGGCGUUGUACUUCUUCAAACUUUGCUUCUCGGGUGCAAAGCGCCAUGGCGAUUCGCGCAAUGCUUUGCAAAUCCGGCAACCGCAUGUAAACAAAAUUUAUUGAGGUUAGUUGUGAGGUUUAUUCUCCGUUUUUCUCUCUAAAACAAAACAAGGUAAACAGUAAAAACUGAGGGGAAACUAAUUUUGAAGUUUCGAAGAAACAGAAAGACGUAUGAGAUGUCUUUUUCAAAAUUAAAAAGAACGAUGAUGGUGAUUGCAAUUAGCAUAAUUUCACCUUGCACGAGCUGCACGCAUUUAUAAAAUACACGUCAUCUAGUUAUGAAACACGAUCUGCUGUCUUUUAGUUUUGCCAUGGAUGACAUGGAUUAGAUUUUCCUUCGUGUUUUAGAGAAUACCUAGUUACUUUUGUUUUGGAAUAACAUCAACAUUGGCGAGUAGCAGAACGAAAAUAUAAUUCAGUGGUAGAGUCAUGGAACCUUGUCUGUUCGUUUGUCUUCGUUCACCGUUCCCCUAAAUUAUCAGACUGUUAUCUAAAGACCCACACAAACCCUUUGAAAGAGAUGUUUGUCGACUCCAACUAAACCUCCCGCAAAAAAUAGCAACAUUUGCCUCUCGGAGACAGCGUACCAGCACAAAGGAACGAGGAAGAAGUGCAAGAUUAGAAAACAAAUCAAGCUGCCAUAAUUCGCUCCAUGUAAGGUAAUCCGGAAUCCGGAAUCCAGGUAAUUUUGGUCUGUGGAAUCCGGAAUCCAUGGCUUUGGAAUCCGGAAUCCAGCUAAUGGAAUCCGGAAUCCAAGCAUUGUAAUCCAGAAUCCAGGUUGCUGGAAUCCAUUCUGUUGUGAUGGUUCCACUGGGCCUCUUCUUUUCCUUUAGCGACUGUUGCGUGAAAAUCUCAUGUCGCAAGGACGCGCAACAGGCAUGUUCACGCGUGUUUCACUCGCAGGAACAUCCCUUGUCAUUGUCACAUUAUAAUGACGUGACAGAAUCUCAGGGAGUGAUUCAUUGCUGCGGAGCGACCGAAGGGAGCGAGCAGCAACAUAAUCAGGAUUUAAAGGAAAUAUAUAAGGGGCGACGAAUUCUCGAAUUCAUCACUUUUUACCACAAUGCAUUGCAUUUAACCACACUUUUUACCACAAUGCAUUGCAUUUAACCAGAGUGCAUUGCGCCACGAACAACUCAAAAACACGGGGACGUUCGGUGGGUGAGAGCAUCGUUCGCUGCUCAGUUUUCUUCGUGGCAAAUUUUCUACAGCACGGUUAGCAGUCUUACCAAAUUUUAAGACACGCAGGAGUCUUUCAGAUGAGUACGAUGGUUAACUUGGGGUUUGGAUUUCAAUUCAAGAGUCUUUUUUGACUCAAGAACCUUUUUUGCUCUUCGACUCCGCAACACGGCGGAUAUACCAAUUCCAGCUUGCUAGAAGGUGAUGUGAAAGUGAGAAAAUGUCAUGCAAUGCUAUUCUUAAGAAACUGCAUGAGCCGAAAAGGAUGUGAUGUUUACCAUUCGCUUCAAAAUAACAGCGGAAAUCGAGAUAACAAAACAUAUGUUUUGUGUCCUAAUUUGCAGACGAGGACGUGUAUCGGCGUUUUGAAAAGCAUAAUUACGUUCUUUCAUUCAUUUAUUGCCAUGGAAUAUGCGUUUCAUUGUUUUUUCACUGUUAAUAGCUCGGUUAAUGCGGCUGGCGAUCAUCUUGCCGGCGGAAGUUUCAUGGACAAGGAAUAAAAUGAAAGACUUUUCUUGACGACUACGUAAUCAGCCUCUCUGGUGUAGUGGUUAAGUGUAGUUGCGUCGAUUCGAAGGUGCCGGGUUCGAAUUCUACUGAGUUACUUAUUCCUUUUUUCUUUUUUUUCCCGUUUUUUGUGUUGUUGUUUUCUAUAAAUAUAUAGCUAAAUAACUGUUACUUAAUAAAGUGCAACAAACAGCAAGAAAAGUAUUUUGUUUCCAGAGAAAAUAUCGUGCACCGUAUAUUAAAUAUAUGGAUAAACGAUCUGAAUUUCUAUUAUUUCCUACAAUUUGCUCUGGGAAAACCAGAAAUGAUAACCACUUGAUCAUUUUCUAAACAACGUUCCCAUGAGUUCUUUCUAUAGACUGAUAGUAAUUAUUCUAGUACUUUCCAACAUGUAAAUAGGACAUUCAAUGUCAUUUUUGAUUUUUUAAGUCUCACUGCCUAACUAAUGCCAGUAUCAACAGAAUGUGCCGCAGCAUUACUAUCUUUUAGAUACCCUAGUAUUACUGUAUAUUAUCGCUCUUUCGAGCUCUUUAUAAGACACCCUUUCGACCGGGCCUUUCGACCUUUUUCCCCGUUGCGCUUUUGGAAUCGGAGGUUUAGAUUCUUUUCCUGUUUGGGCGCAAUUGGAACUAAUUUUUGGAUUUCAGGUAACGUCAAAAGAAUAAUAAUAUAAAGUAUCCUUAUUCUUGGCCGUAGUAUCAGUAGUCGGGGUGGUUGCAGUUACUGGCUUCUUUCAGGCACAUGUCAUCAGUGUCACUCAAAGAAUGACAUGCUGCACGUGGUGUCGACGUGGUGUCUUUCAUUCAGUCCAGAUUCAAUCAGUCGAAAUCAGACAUCUCGAGAGAUCACUUUGAAUUUUUUUCUCAAUCGAUCGUUAUCAAUCUUUGUCAGCAUGGGGAAGCACAAGAAAAAGCAUGAGUCGGAAAGGUACGUACGUCUAUAAAUUCGGUGUUUGUGACUUUGUGAUGGAAAUGUUUUGGCGGCGUGGUUUUGAAUUCUCGGUUUUCACAUGACGUCAUCAAAAUUCAAAAUAAGAAACUAUCGAUUCUUCUGAGAUUCUGAGUUUCAUGAGCUAUUACAGCACCUAAACACCUUUAUUUAAACAGAGGUUUGGUUCGAAAGGGUUCUUCGUUUUGCGAUAGAGGACGUUUGAAUUUCUAGGCUUUUGCGUGACGCGGCAUUUAGCUGGCGGCCGGGACUGCUCUUCUGUGGGUUAAAAACAUUACCAGUUUUGGGAGAUUUUGCUAUCUAAACAUUCCUUCUGUCAGAAUAAAUAUCACUUUAAUAGUUUAUGAGUUUUUUAAGCGAUGAAUUAACGCAUUAGUAGGAAAACUCAAAAACAGAUGUUUCUGUUGGUUUCCGGCGGCCAUAUUUGUGCCCCUCAAAGGGACACAAACAUGGCGCCUCCAUACAAAGCUUUAUAAAUUUGGGUAAAACGUUUUUCCUAAUAUCUCGCAUAUGAAAUAUCGCACAGACCUGAUUCUUGGCAAGGUCUUUUGCUUAUUUAUCUUCUUUUAUUUCCAAGAUUCGGGACUUUCUGUAUCGAAUGGUUUGCAAUUUUAUUUUUGAUUGCGUGACAGUGAAAACCGAGAAUAGCCUCCCCGCAGACGUCCUUUGGGGUUCGUUUGUCACGCAUUCAUUUCUCCCCCACGGGCUUCCCUCUAUCGACAACCCUCAUAUUCUCUUUGCUAAUAUCACUGAGCGUUACAGCAGGAAUACCAAUAUUUUCCAGCUUUGUAUUUUGAUCUUUCAAGAUUUACCAGGGGAGAAACAACAUCAACAGUAAUGUCAGGGGCACCCAACGACAAUUUUCGGAAAAAUAUCUGUUCGGAAGACGAUUUGAGAUCUAGAAUUUUCGGAACAUUUGUUGUAAAAUUUCUUGCUUGCCUGCCUCUCCUAGGAUUUUCGGACAUCUAAAAAGUGGUAUAAUUGCCUAUUUUUAACGGAUUUUUACCCUAAAAAGGUCACCUAGAAUUUUCGGGAGCCUUUUUUCUGGCUAAAAUUUUCGAAAAGGUAAGUUUUGAUCCCUAUAAUUUUCGGAUCACUUGACUUUCAGCUAGGAAAUCCGAACAGAUGAAAAAUUUUUUAGGGGAUAGAAAUAUGCCUAUAUCUACCGUUUAAAUACUAAAAUACGUUUAACAAUGCUAUGUUUAAGUGGUUUUGAACUAUAUUCUCGUUGGGUGCCCCUGUAAUGUCCAGUAGUUCCACGCAAUAUGUCGCAAAACAAGCAGCAAAGCUUGAGAGAUAAGGGAUUUGCCAAAUCCCGUCGGCAAAUUUAUGAACUCAUCGGUCUUCGCUAUAAAAUUUGCAGGAUAGCUUCUCUCUGAUACUUUUUUAACUCUGUAUUAAUUACAAAUUUCUCGCACACUCGAUCAAAAGCCGCACUGAUCGUGCGAAUCUUAAGAAGCGGCUCGGGUUACGUUUUACAAAAAUCCGUAAACGGCCUGUGAUUGGUGAACGUAAAAGUCGGCUCUGUUUAGCAGACGUCCGUGGGGGAGAAAUGAAUGCGUGACAAACGAACCCCAAAGGACGUCUGCGGGGAGGCUAGGUUUUGAAUAGAUCAGAAUGUGUGAAACAGUAAUCUAAAACUUCGAGCAGCUAUAUCUGUCUGUUUCUAUCAUGUUCAGAAUUAUGAGCUAACUAUCUUGCAAAUUUAUGUACAGGAGUCCAAGAAAGAAAGAGAGAAAAGCGGAGAAAGAAAAGAAAAGUUCAAGGUCUGUGGCGUUGUCGUUGUUUGUUCUAUUCGUGUUUUCUGCUCAAAAAGCGGUGGUUGUGCGAACACUUACUGAAGCGUUUCUUUAAUCAAAAUUAUAUUCGAAGGUGACAGCGUUUCCAUACCAUUUACAGACAUGCUAAUUAAAUAGAGCCUUUGAUCAAUGAAACGAACAUACCAAAGUGAAUCCAAAGUAAAUUAUCGAAUUUACUUCACCGUAGAGCUCCGGAAAUUGCUUGAAAAGGUCUGAGGAACUUGUCAACUGAAUUUCCAUUGCAGACAUCUUCACAUCGUUCCCGGCUCCGCAAAAACGUGUUCUUCUACACGAACCAAGAUUUCGUGGCCAAAACCUCUCCACAUCUCACUUUUUAGGCAGUCGAGUGUUCUUAGGGGCCUUUCAUGUUUUCAUAAAACAUCCAUCAAUUUUCUUUUUUGUUAGUUCAAUAACGACACAGCAGUUCAAUAUGUACACAACAGAUCAAUAACCACACCAGUAGUUCAAUGACUACACAUCAGAGUUCAUUGAGCGUAAACUACAUGCAGCUGCGGGAAGAAUAGCCACAAAUACGUUAGUUAUUUUUUAAUAAGAAUGCAUAGCAUUAAGUAAGUGGUAAAUACUCAUUUAGCUAUGGUACGAGAACUAAAUUGAUAAAUAGCUAUGUUACACUGUUAUUAAGUUCUCCGGUGAUGUCUGUAAUGGGAAUUCCCCCAAGUGCAUUCUAACCCGAGUGCUCGACUUUUCUUCCGAUGGAUGAGACAUCAUUUUAACAACAGAGGAGGAUAACAGGCUCUGUCGAAUUGCUAAUGGGGACUACGGUGACGAUGAUGACAAUGAGAAUGAAACUGCACCACCAACUGCAGAGGAUGAGGGAGAAGUAUCCCUCCCGAUAAGACUGCCGGGAGUUAGUUUAUCAGGACGGAGAACGACACGGUUUAUUCUAAGAUAAACGUUUCCGUUGCCUGCGUAGCUUGUAGUAUAGUAAUUGGACUAUCUUCACGCUAUUUGUUGGUAAGCUGUAACUGAAGUUUUACAUUUCUGUGUGGCAAUUAAACAAUUCGGAGACGAAUUAUGUUUGAACCUGAAAAGCACUGAUUUUGGCAAUGUGUACCUCUUUUGUUAUUGUUGACGCCGUUGUUAUUAUUAAAAUAAGAAUAGCCCUUCCUCGUUAGUAUUUCUUCAACGAUGUGGACUCAGUGGACUUUAGAAACCGCUCCUAUAUUCAUAAUCCUGUCGGGUAAGACAAUGUACACUUCGGGUAAAAAAAGAACAAGCUUUUUUGGUGAAAACAAAGUACAAAGGAAACGUUGAAAACCAGAAAAUAGAAUUUUGAAAUCUGGAAUCCAGCCACUUAUGGAAUCCGGAAUCCAUGGAUGUGGAAUCCGGAAUCCACAGGCAUGGAAUCCGGAAUCCACAGCGUGGAAUCCGGAAUCCAAGACUCUCUUGGAUUACCUUACAUGGGGCGACAUAAUUCAGUGACAGCGGCAGUGUCUAAUGUACAAACCACAUCGCAAGCCCUGACCGAAGAAUUUGACCGAAGUGGAAAACAAGCGACAUUUCUAAGCAGAGUCCCAGUCCUCUGCAUCACACCUUUUUGCUCGGACGCGCUCGUUUCACCGCCCAACCUUUAUCCUAACCUUUAUCCCCCUUAAUAUCCGCCCUGAUUGAAACGUGUAACUCGCGUUCAAUGCUCGUGAAUAUUCAUUUUGACCAUAUUUGAAAACCUUAGUGACGGAUAUCCAUUUUCAACAAAAUGGCUGCUGCGCGAUCACCAUGCAGAUGUUUUAAGACAAGAGUUCUGCAUUUCAGGGUUAAAAAUACACCGUUAAAAGACAAAAAAUGGAAAGAGAAAGUUCAAAAGAAUGCUCAGCUUUCUUUUUGUGGAGAAAGGGAAGCUUUUCAUCAAGAGAUCGUCCUUCGAGGUAUUCAACCUUGUUUUCUUCACGGCGGAGCCCAUGGUCUGUUAUGAAAUGCAACCAAGUCAGUGAAGUUUUUGCUGAAUUUUCAGGUACAUUUUGCACUCUAUGGCCAAGACAAUUACGUUUUUGAAAGGGAAUUUAUGUAUUUUUAAAUGUUUCAUAGACGUUUUAUAAAUUUUUCCCUUCGGCGCUAAAGAAAAGUUACAAAAUGUGCCCUGAUUUGAGAUGGAUUUUGUGUUGAAUUUUGUCACGUGUUUAGCCGAUUUCACUUGCGUGAACGGAUCCACGAUCCAGAUGGUGUUUUCCGAAUUGCUUUAAAGGAUUAACUUUUUGGACUUUGAAUAAAAAUUUUCAAGAAACGGCUUCUCUGUCUAUUGUUUUGAGUUUGUUCAUUCAUAAAAUUAGCUCAAAACACGAUCGUGACUACAACAUCUAAGUUUAAUUUAAGCUUUAAAAAUGCUUCUUGCAUUCAUUACAAGCAUCACUUUUUGCGAAGAUGUCAGGUUCAGGUUUUUGACACUUUUCGAUACGCAGCUAAUGAAUUUUAUUCGAAAAUAUUUUUCACUGUUUAUUCUAGACUUUUAACACAAGAAUCGCCGAAAGGCGAUUUUUAACUGGGCUGCAAAGGAGCUAUUUUUUCUGAGGGAAGGGGGCGGCUAUACACACUCAGGCUACCAUAAAACCUUGUCGGCAACCAUUGCAUGCAACUAGCCUGCGUAGCAGGCGCUUGGAAGUAGCGGGCGAAAGAGAGAACGGGCGCGCGCGAGCCCGUUUUUUCUUGUGCCCACUACUUCCAAGCGCCUGCUACGCAGGCUACAUGCAACAGAAUCUCAUGUGAGACUGAAACAUAAACUCAUUCAGAACAUUGUACCCUUUUGAAAGACUGUCGUACUGGCAAAAAAAAGAGUACCAUUUUUAAGUAGGGGCUGUAUAAUAACUUUUAAAUUCCACCAUUAUGAAUAAAAAUAAACAAGUUAGCCAUUAAUUCUAAACAGGAAACAAUUUGCAUUAUUUCCACGCACCCCUCCCCCAAUCCCUCUGUGCCCCAAAAUAUAGCGUGACAGUAUAACGUGACUAAUUUGACGUAACCGGAAAUUCCAAAAAUUGUUGUCCUUCUACGAGCAUAAAAUGCGACAGACUGAGCUGAUUUACACUAGACAGAAAUAUUGUAUUGUAUGAAAACCAGAAGUAUACUAAAACAGACAGUUAACUGCCCAUUGAUCCCGCCUGAUCCAGGGGCCCAACUGACUGCACGGAGACUUUACUUCGCUUUUCAUAAACAUGCGAACUCUAAAGUUCAAAAGCCACCUUCACUUCACAAUUGUGUUUAUCGCUGCCGUCAAUUAUAAUUACGAUCACAAGCAACGAACCUUGAAACAGAGAAACACACAAAACGGAUCGAAAUCCACAAAUCACAAACCAUGACCUUUUGAACCCGUGAAGUAAAGUUUUGUUUCCUAAGAGGUCCGUUAAGAUGAUUGACAGCAGCGAAAAACGCAAUCGUCGGUUGGGUUCUGAACUCCAGAGGUGCUUACUAUUUGACAGAAAAAUCCGGUUAGGGUGUCGAAAGCAUAAUGGUAAGCGAUUUGCCAGUUUACCGUAGAAAUGCCAUAUCCGUUACGGUUGGAAUCCAAAAGAAGGGUAAAUUUGUGUCGCGUGAGUCUGGAACUGAGAAGGAACUGAGAAAUUGGUUAAUGGUAAGCAACAUUCCGUUUGGUUCGUACCAACCGGAAUGAAAGGACUACCUCAAUACGUACUCCUCAAUUUUCGGUUGGAAUUUCCGAAAAGUGACCUUACCAUUUACCUUCCAUCUGGAAUUUCCGAAAUUUUCCGUCAAAUGGUAAGCACCCCAGAAUUCGCAUGUUUGUGAAAAGUGCGAUCCUAAUUUGCGGUCCACAGUCUACAUGAAAACGCACUAUUUUUCCACAAGAUGAAAAGUAUUCAGUUUUAAGAUUUUCCUCACGGUAUUUUUCUCUAACUUAAAGGAAUAAAAUCCUUUGCAUUUUGAGACCUAAAAAAGUUUAAAGAUUUCUCGCUCGCAUGUUGCGUUCACCAGCACGCCCUUCAAACAAUGUAAAUAGAAGAAACGAUCGAUAACAUAUUUUUUACCUGAUACCGAUGUGAGUUAAAAAUUCGCUCCAGUUCUGUUUGUCUCACCCAAGACUAACUUUUCUUCAUGGAAACUAUGCCGCUUUAUAACUCGUCCGAGGUUUUUGUGCCAGCUAAACAACACUGGGAAACACUUUUCACAGUGACUCCUUGGAUAUUAAAAAGACUGAACGUGACGCACUAUUAUGCCUUUGUUUACUUCUGAUCACAUCUUCAAGCGAAGUCUCUCUUUUCAAGCGAUUCAUCUCAAUGCACAAUAAUUGACCCUUAUAUUAGUUAAAAUCCUAUGGUUCAUUUAUAUUAAUGCUGUUUUUGCCCCUCACAUUGACUGUGUUCGUUCGUAUUCAAAACACCUUUACGAAAAUAAAGGUCGUAUAAGUCAUGUGUGUUAUGUUUCGAGAUAAAUGGAUUAUACGCUUUUUUAAGUUUCCAUUUUGCGGUGACUUCAGUUUACAUCUCCAUAAAAUGGUAAAAGAAAUAUCAAGAAACAUCACGAGAGCUGAAAAUUUUCAAAGGCAUGUUUCUGAAACUCGCUAAUGCUGACAUCAAUAUAGCGUGCUUGCUGAAUGGGCGAAAACACAGAAUUGUGAUCACAAGAUCUUGUACAAAUUUAAUGACAAAAGCUUAGCAAGAUACAGAUACAAACAAAAGCAGACCCCUGAAACCUCGACGUGGGAUACAAACUUUGUAUGCUCUAUUUUGGCUGACGGUAUUCGGUGAAAUAUGAUUGUUUACGGUAUUGCGGUACGGUUGUUUGCGCUUUCCUUUCGAUACAAUACGCAAAACAAAACACAGUAAGACAUAAAGGUCAAGAAAAGUUAAUAUUUAGAAGUCUUUAGACAUAAUGGUAAAUGAUUACACCAUUUGUGGGUCAUUUUGUGACUCAGUCACCAAACCUUUGUCAGUCACCAAACCUUGUCAAUAGAAAUAGCUCCUAUUUUCCUCAAGUCGCUCUCUGUGAAGCUCCCGGAUGGGAUGUCCCGGAGAAGCUUUAAACUUUUGUGCGAAAUUCUCAGAGUUCCUACUUUUGUCCGUGUCUUCUUUAUCCUCAGUAUCCGAAAUUUAGAUCUCCAAAGUGGCGUGUGUUGCAUUAAAUAGAAGGAAAUAUUUAAAGGAAAAUCCAGUCUUCUAACAUGGCAAAGUUGUCACGUCCCUCGCUUAUGGACGUGCCUCACAUCAGGAUUCAUCUGCCAUUCAUCGGCAACUGAGUUGUUCGCUUCACUGACUAUGACGGCUUACAAUCAAGUCUUCAGCCAUAGUGUCGUCAACUGGUGAAAUAGUUUGCUCAUAAAUUGUGCUUCUUAAUUGCUCAUGUACUACAUCGAUCGAUAGUUCACGAAGCAGCCACGGCGUUCCAAACCUGACGCUCACAGUCAUCUUUUCUGUCUUUUAGUGUGAACCUACCGUGAACGGCGUGUCGGUUUGAAUGCAACGCGAGCAUUUCUCUGAGUUUCCCAGCGCCAACAUCAUCUAACUGACUUAAACUCGAACAAUAAAAAAAUUAUAGAGUUACUCCCAUGGUCGAAUAGCUUUGAACAACGCAAAUAGCCUUCUUCAGGUUCGCAACGCCUUGUGAGUUUUUCAGGGGGAGCGCAGACAAGGUACAAAAAGUAUCCGUGCAAGGGUUCAUGCAAGAGAAAACCCUAUGAAACCAUUUGUGAGAACAUCGUUUCUACGUACAGACCCUCGUGUUUUCCCUCCCCCGGAUGACCACUUUGCGACACCGACGACCGAAAACCCAUUUUAUGACUGUGCUUUCCGGGCAGCCCAGUAAUAAGAAUUUUAAAAGCCUAUUAGCAGUAUAAGUUUACUGUGCAGAGGGUCAACGAGGCAUCGUUUUUUCAAGUGACAACUUCAAGAAGUUGCGAGGCCGUCAAUGGGUUUCAUAAUGUUACGUUUGGCCCGGGUGGUAAUUUAAGGCAAUAAUAUCCUGCUCAGUGUUUCGGUAAUAUUCCUGGUUUCAACCUUUGAAAGCUUUCUCGGCUUUCGGGAGUUUUUCCCCCGUUUGUCGGCCAUUUUUUUAAGCGGGCGCGGGAACCUGAAGGAAAAUUAUAUCACGUUGUUUACGAAAUUUGAUCGGUCAGUUAUCUCUUCUUCUCGUUCCAAAUAUGGUACUUUCGAAAAUGAAUAAUCACGAGCAUCGGACAAAGCAAACAUAUGAGAGUUACACGUUUCAACCCCUUAUGAGUUUCUGCCCAGGGUUAAUGCAAAAUUUCAAUCAAUUCAGAUCUGAAAGCUUAAAAAGCAAAUUCAGUUUUAUUCUUUUUGUCCACAAUUUGAUGAUUUGAUGGUCUAAAAAGAAUCGAGAAGAUUAUCCUGAAAAUGGUCUUGAACAAAAGAAAAAAAAAACCUGGGUUAAAAUUUAACCCAGCGUUAGCGCUAAUCGGCUUUCGAACAAGCACAGGAAGCCCAUACAAUCUGUUUGUGUAGCCGCUUGUUAUUUUAUAGUAAAUGUACUGGAUUUACCGUUUGCUUCACCUAUAGCGAUAUAUCGCUAACUAUGUAUAUAAAUCAAUGAUAAAUGGACGUUGAAUUACCUUACCUGUGGUAUAUAGUCGUCGUUUUACCUCAAAAGCGGUUUUUUGAGCGAUUUUGAAGGAGUUUGAUUUUGCCCUUGACUGUUCCUUAUAAUAUUAUAAGGAACAGUCAACGGCGAAUUCAAACUCCUUCAAAAUCGCUCAAAAAACCGCUUUUGAGGUAAAAGGACGACUAUAUACCACAGGUAAGGUAAUUCAACGUUCAUUUAUCAUUGAUUUAUAUACAUAGUUAGCGACAUAUCGCUGUAGGUGAGGCAAACGGUAAAUCCAGAACAUUUACUAUAAAAUAACAAUCGGCUACACAAACAGAUUGUGCGGGCUCCCUGUGGAACAACUGGAAUACAGCACCGAAGACCUUGUUCUAGGCGCUCACCUGUGUACCAGGAUUUGAGUAUGCGCUAUGAUUGGCCUGUUAAAAAAGCCAUUGUCGAUUUUCGAAUUAGGUUGAAGAGAAAUUCGAAACACAUUUCAAGUAAUUCGUUGACUCCGCCGAGGGCCCAGAACAAGGAUAUUGGCGUUGAUUCGAAGACGUAAGUAACCGGGAUUAAAUUACAACUGCAGCACAGCAAGGCACAGGCUAGCAUAUCGUUUCAAGACAAAUUGAAAAAGGUUUGUUUUUAGGGUGCGGACUGCUCUUACCUCUACCGUUUCCUUGAAGAAAGGCAAAUUGAUGUAUCUCCACUGACACCAUAGCCUGACGUGCCACCGACGAAACUAACUCUGGUUAAGUCCGUCUGCGAAACAGCGCCGAAAUACUUGUCUGGGCCCCCAACUGUGUACCAGUCGGCGCCAUGAUUGGCCUGUUUAAUGCCAUUGUCAAUUUGCCUGUCAAGAUAAAAGGAAUUUCGAAACGCGCUUCCGGUAAUUCAUCGAGUCCGUUGAGGGCCACCAGAACAAGGAUCUCAAGGGGUUUAUAAGGCCUGGGUCAAAGAUGUGUUUUGAGCAUAUGAAUAAUUGGCAAUAUCUCUCGCUAGGAGACCUAGAACAAAAUGAGCUUUUCUCCAAAAGUAAAUCUGGAGGUUUUCUUGUGCUUUAGCCUUUAGUUAUGGUCAUGUGACAUGCCACGUGACCAAAAAUUGAAAAUGAAGGAAAUUGGUGGCGAAUUUACUUUGUUUCGAUAAAGAAAUUGGUGUCUCUGAAAGAGGAUCAACAUACGAAACUUUCUACGUUUGGAAUGAAUGUACGCGAAGUUUAAAAUUAACGUUUUAAAUAAUUCAAGGUUAAAUUUGGGCAUUUAAAGUGAUGUUUUCCCUCUUAAUUUUUUAUUGAAGUGCAAUGGACGGUCAUUCGAAACGUGAAGUGUUAGAAAUGUCUUAUAUGAAUUAGAAAAAUGUUUUUUCCCGAUUUCUUUCCCUAAAACCGGCCACCAAUUGGUCAAUAAUUUACGAUUUUUAGCAAAUCGUCACCCGACAUAUCACGUGACUUAUUAACGCAAUGUUUAUAGUUGAAAAUGUUAAGGACGAUGAGUUCUUUAUGUGUGCCAAAUUUUGAUUCAGCGCCAUCAUCUGUGACAAGGUUAUAGCCAAUAAUUCAUUUUCCACAAGUAAACGCCUUAGUGAGCCCCACGCCUUAAACCACUUGAGAUAUCGGCGUUGCUUCGCAGAUGUUACUUACCGAGGUUAAUUAAAUUACGGCUGCGACGCGGACAACUGAACUGGCAUUAGUCAGAGUAAAAUGUUGUUAUCAGAACUUGAUGACUUAGAUUCAUUUUUAGACUGAUUAUGCGUAUCGACCAUAGAUUUUGUUUAGUUAGCCAUUCACCACCCACUGACACAAUCCGCACUCAUUCACUCACUAUAAACAUUACAUUCCAUGUUAACUCGCAAUGAAAUCUUUAGCUAUUUUCUUAGGGAUUCCAAGGGCAAGCUACAAUUGUAGCUACUCCACUGCCCUCGUACCAAUUACGUCAAAAGCGGAUUUAGUUAUAGACGUUCGGUGUUGUGGAAUAGUCUAUCUGUGGAACUGUGCCAAGAGCGAACUCUUUCCUCCUCUGAAAUCCGGCUGUAGUAAUUUCUAUUAGAAAAUAGACGAUAACCAUUUUGCACGGCAUUCAUGGAAAGUAGGCACCUUGCAUUUUUAUUAUUAACAUUACCACUGUUAGUCUCGUUUGAAGAAGUAGAACGCUAGAUCACGGAGGGUCGUGAGUUCGAAUCUAUACUUGGGCUGGGAUUUUUUUCCGAGUUUCAUUUGAUGCAAAAAAUGUGUUAUUUACCAUUGUUAUUACUGUUCUUAGAAUUGUUACUGAUUAGCUUUAAUUUAAUAAAUUAAUUUUUUAAACCUUGUUGCCUAAUAAUUAUUUUACUGUAGAAAAAUUAAGUUAUUCAAUACAAUUUAAUUCAAUACAAUGCAAUAAAAAACAUUACAAUGCAAUACCGGCAAUACAAUACCCACACUCACUAAAUUACUUACGUGCUCUUUUACUUUCAUUAUUCACUCAAUCACUCACUCACUAAGCUACUUAGUUACCUACUCACCCACUUCCUGUUUUACGUACUUAACUGCUAAGACGUCGUGUUUCAUUUGUAGGACAGGGAAGUGUUAAGUGACAUGACAUCUAGAAGACCUGAUUUGCAAAUUUUCUUUGUGGUGAGUAAGCUGGAGCCUGAAGAUCGUGCACAGUCUUCAGACGAGGACGAAGAGCCAGAUCACAGUGCUUCUGCACGCCGUUUAGAACAAGAAGCCCAAGCACAGGAAAGAAAAAAAGCACGUGUGUACCAGCGCCUUGUUCAGCACGGCUAUUUCUCAGAAGAGAGUAGCCCGAUAAGGUGUAUGAAUGAAAACGACCGAUUCCACGGCCUCUCUGCCUGGAGGCUUCAGAGGUACCAUGAGAUGAAGAAGAACAACCCAAACGCGCCAACCGGUGAGUUUAAAGGAUACAUCGACGCCUUCGAAAGGUUUCAAAACAGCUUGAAGAAGUUUGCGGAGGAGUCGUUGCGUGAAAGAGUUGAGAAGAUAUGCCAAGUUCUUAUCCGUGUCCUGUCAAGGUGUUUGGACUUUUUCAUCCAGAAGGCCAAUUUGCUGAAAAAGGGACAGAAGUUGAUGAUGAAGACCCUAGAGACUCUCCUUAGAGAGGAACAGGAAGUCCACAACAACAUCAUACAGAGUCUGGAGAAGAGAUCUAUUGAAAUUAAGGAGUUGUUAUCUGAAGGUUUCAAUGACGCUCGAGAGGGAAUUCUUCAGGAAGCAGAAAAAUUUGAGUACGCUCUGACGGAAUACCAAAUUCCACGUGAUGGUUUUGUUUCUGAGAAAGCCGCCGUGGCACACUGUAAAGACCAGCUACAAAGAAUGGUGGUCAACAAGCUACAAGGGGAAAUCAAAGAAAAGUUAAACAUGAUGUUUCGCUCAAGAGACGUGUUCGUGGCCCAAAUUAAAGAACGCCUCGAAGGAAUUGAAGAAGAGAUAGCCUCAGGAGAAGAAUUCCCAUCAGCAGCUCUAGCCUUAGGUAGAAGUCUUCUGUCUUCGUAUGAAGCUGACAUCUCCUUUGCAAAACGAGGCGGACUGGUGGCUCGAUUUAUUAAAUCACUUGCCACAUGGCUGUAUGACUUUGGAUGUUCACCAAUUGAGACCAUCAUCAACACCGUUAAGGGCAAGGUCCGCGUGGGAUCCCCUGAGUGGAAGAAGGAUGUUGCUGCAGGCGUUCUCGAGAAAGUGGAUCCAACCAAGAUGUCUGAGGAAAUCAUCAGGAGCUUAAACCUUCACUUUACGUCGUGCCAUGAUGAGUUUGUUGCAGAAAUCAAGAAAGUUCAAGGCCUGUUUCAACGGGGAGAGACCAUCAAAGAUGAACAGAGGGAAAAGAUUCUCGAAUUUGCUCCAGACCUUGCCCUCUUAGAGAUGCUGGCAUAUGGUGUCAUGGAUAAGUUCAAGUUUGGUUCACCCAGUACCGGUGAUCUCAUUGGCGAUGGUGCUCAAGGAAGUGUGUUCGCUUGCAAUAACAUAAAGACACCUGAGGGAAAGCCUUGUGUAGUAAAGGUGGUAAAAGUUGCUAGAGAAGAAGUACUUAAGGAUUUGACCCUGGAAUUGCACAACACCAGGUAAAACAAAUUUGAUCAUAUCUUUUAAUGAUAAAAUGCGCAAUAGAAGCAAUAAAUAUUAUUACGCUUUUCUGCACACGCUGUGUGCGUCUAAAUGGCGCCGACCUCAUCUUCCCUCAUCGAUCCGCUUUUCUCUGUAUUUUCUGGUUGGAGGCCACUUUAGCUGUCAACGCAAAAAAAAAUUUUCACUGACUUUCUCCUUGCAGGUAACUGACAUCAACUUUUUGCCUCGCAUUUGAGUUCACUUCCGUCUCUAUGUCAUGGGCAUUAUAAUUUUCCUCUCAUAUUUUUCCGUCCACGCGUUGUAUCAGUGAGAAAAACUACGUAAGAUUCUCCUGAUAAUAAAAGAAGUGAAAGCUACCCAAGAUGACGUUGUAAUUUUUAGAUACGCGUGUCUUGAAACACCUCUGAUUAAUUCGCAGGUCUUUGCGACAUCAGAACAUUCUGCCCAUAAUUUGCAGCAUCGCGGAGGUCAAUCCAGCACGUGGAUUUUCUGUAUCAAUUGUCUCGGAACGAAUGGUGUGUGAUCUCCAAGUAGGUCUGCCCACCAUCUCAUCUUUCAGGGAUAGACUUCAAAUUGCUCUUGACGUCGCCAAAGCCUUACAGUAUCUGCACGCAGAAGACAUGAUCCAUCGAGAUGUCAAAGUGCAGAAUGUCUUGGUGAGUGGAGCAAUAAAAUAUUUUAAAAAGCAGAUACAGUAAGAUUAUAUACCACUCUGAGAUUUCCCUGUAAUGACCGAAUUGACGUGGUUAAUAAACUAUUUAGUAUAUGUCCUGUUUGGUGCUAUUCUUAAAAAGAAUACAAAUAAAAUCUCGUUCUCGCUGCGGCUCUCUCCGUCGCUCAAAGAAGGAUCGGUUUGCACGUAUUUUUCUUUCAGUUUAUGAAAAGAUAGUUUUAUUUUUUGUCGGUAUUUUUUGUUGUUUUCACCCUCGCGCUCGUAGCUUUUACUCACAACUCAAAAUAGACGCUGAGCCCGGAAAAAAUUUUCAUAACGCCCGGUCAUGACAAGAAAAUCUUGCCCGCUCAGCAGCCUAUCCGAAGCGCGCAUACCAUUGUACUUAGCCAUAUAAAAAAGUGGAAUAAUUCAGGGUUUUUGGACUAACUACCUGUUCAUUUUGCUCUUUUUUCAGUUGGAUAAUUCCAACAGGGCAAAGUUGACAGACAUGGGCCUUUGCAAGCCGGAAGGUCUCGCUUCUAACUCGCUUGUAGGGACACCUAUAAAUAUGGCACCAGAGAUGAUCAAACAACAGUACGACAAAACCGUCGACGUUUAUGCGUUCGGCAUGUUGUUAUGGAGAGUGUGCGAGGGUAAAGGCAACCAACCGAAAAACGUGCACAAACAUUUUCUCCCUUUGGUGAUGCUCAUGUUAAACGCCGUCGAAAACAGGACCCCGGAGAGGCUGGAUAUAUUUCCUCAGAAUUGUUGGGAACUUAUGGAGCGUUGCUGGGCAAGUGAUCCCGAAAAACGUCCCUCGAUGGAUGCCGUGGUAAAAGACCUGGAAGAGAUCCUUCGAGAUCCGAAUUGA
Porites lobata is the source of this 18374-nucleotide messenger RNA. NCBI's taxonomy places the organism in Eukaryota, Metazoa, Cnidaria, Anthozoa, Scleractinia, Poritidae. The record is from the annotation of a GenBank genome assembly.